Molecule: messenger RNA, 2214 nt
Organism: Cyprinodon variegatus (sheepshead minnow)
Lineage: Eukaryota; Metazoa; Chordata; Actinopteri; Cyprinodontiformes; Cyprinodontidae
Gene: prorp
Product: KIAA0391 ortholog
Exons: 10
Coding region: 300-2126 (608 amino acids)
Biological process (GO): mitochondrial tRNA 5'-end processing; tRNA 5'-leader removal
Cellular component (GO): mitochondrion; mitochondrial ribonuclease P complex
Molecular function (GO): protein binding; ribonuclease P activity
Source: RefSeq, a predicted model, not a curated record
CCUGGAAAUCAUGCCUUUAGUUGAGCACAGCUUGAACUGUUUCAACUUUUGGACAUUUUUUCUUUGUUGUGAGUUAUAUUUAUAAAUAAAUAGUUAUUUCUAAAACAUCUUUGACUCUAGUUUAAGCUGUCCACGGUAUUUGUAAGCCGUGAAGUCGGUUUGCAACAGGCAGGCUAUUUUGCUAAGCAAUGAUCCCUACAGAAUGCACAAUUCUUGUGUAGAAAAUACUUGUAUACUAAUAGGCUCAUUAUAUAGUACAAAUACUAAUAUUUGUCAAAGACUUUUGUCGCUUCAGGUACAUGGGGAUAUUUUUUAGAUUUAAACAUCCAAACAUGGGUUCUGUCUUUUUAUUAAAAGUCAGAAUCUGUUUCAUGCCACCUCAGCUGACUUCAACAGCACGUUUUUUAUGCACAAAGGAUAUUAAACCAAACCUUGGGGGAAGACAAGUGGACAGAAACAGUACUGGACAGACUAGAAUAGCAAACAGAAAUAAUAGGCAGGUCACAGAGAGUGGAACAAGUAGUAACUCCAAAAAGCUGUGGCAGAACUCCUACCCCAAAUCUGUUUUUGCCGCCGGGACGGCAAAGAGGACAGCAGAACUGAUGAGGCAGAAAGCACCACCAGUCUCUGAGGAAGAGGAGCAACAGGGAGGGGAGGAUGGAUGCAGGACAGCUACAAGACCAGGAAAGCUUCAGGCUCCUGAACGGCCUCUGCCUCCUGCUGAGUGGAAGAAACUGAAGGAAUCUUUUGGAAACCCAGAACGUUUUGACAUCCGGAUGAUGAGCACUUUGAUUGCUUCUGGAUCGGAGCUGAACAUCGCAAAGUCCUUGCUGAGUUUUGUGGCGGUGGAAGUGGGCACGCUGUCCUACGAGCUGCUGCUUCGCUACCUGAAACUGUGUGAGAGCGGUGGCCACGACGAUGAGGUGUUUGACGUCUACAGAAUCAUGCGUGGAAGUUUCCCGUCCCUGGACACAGGGGCCUCAAGCCUUUUUAUAAAGUCCUUCAGCCGGACUGCAAGGUGGAAGGAAGCCAUAGAGAUCCUGCAAGAGGUCAAGAAGGUUUUCACACCGUCACCACGGAAUUAUGGUGAUGUUAUUGCGGCAUCAGUUCAUCACAGGGAUGCAACAACUGCCUGGGAUCUGUACGAUGAAUUAAUUGAAAAGGGAUUGAGUCCUCAUCAGGAGACCUGGGAUGUUCUUUUUACUGGGGUGAAGCAGAUCGAGGGGGAAAAAGAAAUGGCAGUCAUGAGUGAGUCAGAGCAGCAUGAGAAGCUGCUGGGAAUCCUGAUGUACAUGAGGAACAACCAGAUCUAUCCUCAGCAGACUGUCGUCAACAGGAUAAAGAACUGGUUUGAGAGCCUUAACGAUGAGAAAUGGACAGCAGACUGGAGCAGUGUUACUCCAAAGGGUUUGUGCAGUCGUUGUGGGUCAGAACUGGAGUCUAUCCAGCUGAGUGCCGAGGAGUAUCAGGAACUAAAGGACAGAGUCAUGGCUGAUAUCAUUCAGGGGCAAGAUGUAUUCAACAAGACCACUCCUGAGGAGUUGGAGCGCUUUAAAGUGUUUGUGAAGAGGAAGCCAGCUUUUGAUGUGGUCAUAGAUGGGCUGAACGUUGCAAACACCAACAAGGACAAAAGCAAGCAGUCAGAGACGUUGUUGACAGUGGUAUCGGAGCUUGAGCGUCAGGGCCUCAACGUCCUGGUGCUGGGGAGAAAACACAUGUUGAGGCCUUCAAGGUCCUGGGAUAGACACAACAUGAGCCUCAUCCAGCAGAAAGCCCAUUGUUUCUUUACAGAUAACAUAUCUGAGGAUGACCCAUUCCUGCUGUAUGCGACUUUGCACUCUGGAAACCAUUGCCGGUUUGUGAGCAGGGACCUGAUGAGGGACCAUAAGGCCUGCCUGCCUGGGGGGGCAACUAGGCGGCUCUUCUUCAAGUGGCAGAGAGGCCAUCAGCUGGUUGUGGUUGGCUAUGUGGCACCCGGCAGGAGGGUAAGAUUUCAGAGUAUUCCCUCCUUUGACACCAUUGUCCAGUCUACAGCAGACAGCUGGCACAUUCCCUACGAUGACACCGAGGACAGAAGCACUUAUGAAGUACCACAACAGUGGCUGUGUUUAACAAAAAACAAAUGAACAAAAAUAUUUUAUUUGAACAUUUGUGAAUAUGAAUGUGGACUUGUGAAUAAAACUUUACUCAGUUUGUGUAAAUUGUGUUAUUAAA